AUGUUUUCGCAGAUUCUCUUUGGCGGGUUAGCCCUUUGGACUGCUUUUGGCUCAGCUGCCAACGUCAAGGCCAACGCGGAUGCUUGUUAUGGUCCCAAUCUGAUCUCAGUACCCUCAGGGGAUCAUCGCCCCGUGCCAUGGGGUACCCCGAGUGUUCAUUUUUCAUCAAUGAAUGGCACGCUGACUACAUGCUGUGACUCUCUGGACGAGAUCCGCACUGCGCUCGAUGAGAUCGACAAUCAAUUGCUCGAUCUCCUAAAUCGGCGAGCCGCAUAUGUCCGCGAGGCAACUCGGUUCAAAUCCACCCGGGCUUCCGUAAACGUUCCCUCACGCAAUGAGGCCGUCCUUGAACAGGCAGAGCAACAGGCGGUGUAUGUUGGGGUGCCAGUGACGAUUGCUCGGGCGGCCAUGGGGGCUAUUCUAAACUCCAGCGUGCCUUUUGAAGAGUGCAUUAUGAAUCUUUCGAGUAUCGACUCUCUUGUGAUUGUGUGA
Penicillium digitatum Pd1 is the source of this 492-nucleotide messenger RNA. The record is from RefSeq and is a predicted model, not a curated record. NCBI's taxonomy places the organism in Eukaryota, Fungi, Ascomycota, Eurotiomycetes, Eurotiales, Aspergillaceae.